Danaus chrysippus (African queen) is the source of this 936-nucleotide messenger RNA. The record is from the annotation of a GenBank genome assembly. Lineage: Eukaryota; Metazoa; Arthropoda; Insecta; Lepidoptera; Nymphalidae.
AUGGAGUCCAUACCGAAAGAUUCGCUGUUAGAAUUUAACCCUGACACUCUGCAAUACUUAAGGAAACAAUACUUGCUUGAUACACCUGGAAGAAUUGAAGAGGCUGUUAAUAUUUUAGAAGAAUGGCUGAAGAAACAAGCACAUUUUAUUCGAAAAGAAUUUCCAAGGGAUUACCUGGAAAGAACAAUAAUUAUAAGUAAAGGUUCCGUGGAAAGGGCGAAGAAAAAAUUAGACAGUAUAUGCACCUACCGAACUUUGUAUCCUCACUUUUUUAAUUAUUUUAACGUUGAGAAGAACGAACUUCUGGAUGAUUUUUAUGGAUGUUUUCUGCCAAAAUUAACGAACGAUCACUACAGAGUGUACGCAGUUAGAAAUCAAAUCAAGAAUACAGUUGAAAGUGGAUUCUUAGAUUAUUAUCGUUUUUACUUUAUGUUAUGUGAAUAUGUUCAAGCUCACGAUUACUGUAAUGGUCUGGUGAUUUUCGUUGACUACUCCGAUGCAAACAUCAUGGAAUCGAUUAAAUGGAUAACUGUCACUGACAUGUCACGUCUGAUGGAAAUAAUGAGGGAAGGAUAUGGAAUGAGGAUAAAAGGUAUUCACAUUUAUACACAAUCUAAGGCAAUAGACGCACUGGUUUCUAUUAUGAAACAAGGGACCAGUCCUAAGGUUGCUAGUAGAUAUAAAGUGCAUAAGACGUUAGAUAGUGUCUAUGAAUAUAUACCCAAAGACAUCUUGCCAGUUGAAUAUGGAGGCAAAGAAAAACCCUUGUUUGAUCUUCACAAAAAAAUGAGAAAUGUUUUUGCUAACGAAUUCAAGGAUUACUUAGAAGAAAUGAGACAGGCAGGAGUCAACGAAAAUCUCAGAUCACCGGAUUCCGUCAACGGAUCCCAAUAUUUGGGAAUAUCGGGCACUUUUAGGCAAUUGAAUGUUGACUAA